Condylostylus longicornis is the source of this 2052-nucleotide messenger RNA. It is a transcript of the gene Mipp2, whose product is annotated as multiple inositol polyphosphate phosphatase 1. Bases 477 to 1808 code for a protein of 443 amino acids. The record is from RefSeq and is a predicted model, not a curated record. Lineage: Eukaryota; Metazoa; Arthropoda; Insecta; Diptera; Dolichopodidae. Gene Ontology annotation, molecular function: acid phosphatase activity; inositol phosphate phosphatase activity. The transcript has 6 exons.
UUUAUUUUGGGAAAUUAAACAAAUAACGUCUAUAAAAAUUUACUUAUAAUAUAUUAUUGUUUUUAUUUUGUAGUCAGAUGAAAGUUAUUAAUGAAGAAAGAUAGUUGCCCAUCAAAGUUUCUAAAGAAAAAUAGAAGAAAACUUUAAGGGCAUAAAAAUCGUGUUCGGUAUAAAAUUUCAUAUUUUUGUGCACUUAGCCUUGAAAAAAUAAAAAAUUGGAAAAAAAUGUUUUCGUAGCAUUUUAAGAAUUUUAGAUUGUGCACGUUACAGUUUGUAAAAAAAUUUUUUAGUUCAUUAACUUUAAAAGCACAUAUUUACUUUGUCUGUUUCUGAUGUAAAUUGUAUUGAAAUCAUCUUUAAUUUAAUGUUUGCCUUCUUAAUUAAUUGUAUUGGUCAGAAAAGUUUUUAUUUUAAUAUCAAAUUUCGGAUUUCAACUAGACACAACAUUUAUUUAAAUGUAGAAAAUUUGUAUAAAAAUGAAUAAUUUAAGUACAUUUUUUAAAUAUGUGCUAUUGGGAAAUCUAUUUUUUAUGGUUUGGGGCGGGAAUCAUAUCAACGAAUGUACAAAAAUACCCAAAACAGCUCUCGAAAGUCAUCUUGCAACAAAAACUCCAUACAGAGUAAUUGCAAAUCGAAAUGAUUCCCAAUUAAAUUAUCCAGGUUGCGUCCCUAUAAGGAUAUGGUCUAUUGUAAGACAUGGUACUAGAAAUCCGAGUAAAAAAGUAAUCAAAAAGGCUAAAAAUGAUUUAAGUAUUUUGCGGAAACGUAUAUUAUCAUCGCAAAAGACCAAACUAUGCGAAAAAGAGUUAUCUUUGUUUAGGAAUUGGAAUUUCAAUUUAGGAGAAAGUGAAGAAAAAUAUUUAGUAUAUGAAGGAGAAAUGGAACUGAUAGAACUAGCAGCAAGAAUGCAAAAUCGAUUUCCAGAAGUUUUAUAUGACUACUACGACCCAGAUCAUUACAAAUUUAAAUAUACAGCGACACAAAGAACUUUAAGAAGCGCAGAAAGUUUUGCCACUGGCCUCUUUGGCAGAUACAAUACUGAUAGUAUUACUUACCCUGAACCUAUGCAUAGAGAUCCAAUAUUAAGAUUUUAUAAACUUUGUGAUAAAUGGAAAUUGGAUGUUGACAAAAAUCCAAAAUCUCUUAUUGAAACAAAAAAAUUCAUGGAAAGUGACUUAAUGAAAAAAGCCAUAAAAUAUAUGGUAAAUAAAACAGGAGUCAAAGGAAUCACAUCAGAUGACAUCCAGUUAAUUUACACGGUGUGUGCCUUUGAGCUUGCGUGGUAUAAAAGACGAUUUUCACCGUGGUGUACACUUUUUGAUGAUGAAACCAUACAAAUCCUUGAAUUUGCCAGAGAUCUUGAAUAUUAUUGGAUUGAUGGUUAUGGCUACGAAUUAACACAUAAACAAGCAUGUUCAGCGUUUUCAGAUAUGUUUUCUCAUAUUAGUCCGAAUUCUUCAUACCCAAACGCAACGUUUUAUUUUACGCACUCUGGAACCAUACUUAAGUUUUUGUCGCAUCUGGGACUUCAUAAAGAUAACUUUGUGCUAACACACAAAGACUUUUUAAAAGAGCGCAAAUGGAAAACAAGUGAAAUCGAUGCUUUUGCGAGUAACAUAGCUUUUGUUACAUAUAGUUGUGAAGAUGAAAGCUAUAAAAUUUUAGUUUUACACCAGGAAAAAGUAGUUCAUUUACCAGGCUGUCCAAAGGACAGCGAUCUUUGCGAUUUAAAACAAAUAAAGCAUAGUUUUAGAAAUAGUCUCGAAAAAUGUGAUUUUGAUGAAAUUUGCAAAAUUUCAUCAUCAUAGCUAAAAAAUUAGCAUAUUAUGUAUUUUUUUUAAGAAAAAAAAUUUUUUUUUUAAUUUGUUUUAGAUAAGGACGAUAAUUUUUUAAUAAAAAUUAAAAAUCUACUUUAAUUUAGAUUUAAGAUCUUAAUUUUUAAUAAUAAUUAUUAUUAUCAUUAUUAUUUGUAUAUUAUAUGUUGUUUAUUUAAAAGUUUUGUUUUCUAGGAGUUUUGCACAUUUGAGUCAAAAUAAUUAAAAUUAUAAAAUG